Aspergillus pseudonomiae is the source of this 1288-nucleotide messenger RNA. Its product is annotated as class II fructose-bisphosphate aldolase. Lineage: Eukaryota; Fungi; Ascomycota; Eurotiomycetes; Eurotiales; Aspergillaceae. Gene Ontology annotation, biological process: carbohydrate metabolic process. The coding region runs from base 428 to 1288 and encodes 286 amino acids. Gene Ontology annotation, molecular function: aldehyde-lyase activity; zinc ion binding. The transcript has a single exon. The record is from RefSeq and is a predicted model, not a curated record.
AUCACAAGACUAGAGGCGGUGGUACAACAAGCUAGGGAUCUGCAUUGUCCAUUGCAUUUAGGCAAUGCAGCACUGAAUGUGCUUUUCACUGCUCAGAGGGCUGGGUUGGGAGCCGAGGGCGCGACUAGCGUGAUCAAAGUAUUUGGAAAGGAGUAAUUAAAGCGUUAGUUUUCACGAGAUACCGAGUUUAGAUUAUGUUAUGGAUAUACGAGUUCGCAAUUCAGGCACAGGCACCCUGACGUCAGUCGGAGGAACUCCGGGGGUCGGAGAUCGGCGCGAGUGGGGGUUCACCAUCGCGUCGACUUUCAUAUGGCCUGCGACGAUACAUAUAAUAAUCCCAUUGUUCCACUAUCUGGUUUCUGGUAAUCACUUUUCUGAUUGUAGUUGAUCUAUCUUGAACGGGUAACACAAACACAAGCCAUUCAAGAUGUCUCUCUCCAACAAUCGCGCCCUCGAUAUCCUCAACCACGCCGCCUCAAACCAUUAUGGCGUCCCCGCAAUGUGCUGCUACAACCUCGAGGGCAUUCUAGCCACUGUCCGCGCCGCCGAAGCGAAGCGCUCACCAGCGAUGAUCCUCCUCUUCCCAUGGGCUGUCCACUACGCCGACGGACUCCUCGUACACGCCGCCGCCGAGGCCGCGCGCAAGGCGACCGUGCCGAUCACCGUGCACAUGGAUCACGCGCAGACGCCGGAGAUUAUCCGCUAUGCGGCAGACCUGGGCGGAUUCGAUAGUAUCAUGGUUGACAUGUCACAUUACGAGAAGGAGGAGAACCUCGCUCUCACGAAGGAGCUAGUCACGUAUUGUCAUGAGCGGGGGAUUGCGACAGAAGCGGAGCCCGGACGGAUCGAGGGCGGAGAGGACGGAGUCGCGGACACAGCAGACUUGGAAGGAUUGUUGACCACACCGGAGGAGAGCAUUGACUUUGUGAACACGGGAAUCGAUUGGCUGGCGCCUGCGUUUGGCAAUGUCCAUGGCGAGUAUGGGCCCCGUGGCAUUCAGUUGGAGUAUGACCGAUUGCAGCGCAUUCAUGAUACGGUUGGAGAUAAGGUCCGGUUGGUGCUGCAUGGAGCUGAUCCGUUUACGGAGGAGAUCUUUUCCAAGUGCAUCGAAUGCGGUGUUUCCAAGAUUAAUAUUAACAAGGUGCUAAAUAAUGAGUACGUGCGUGUACAGAGGGAGAAGGCUGGGAGGGUGCCGUUGACGGCUCUGCUGGAGGAAGCUACGAAUGAGAUGCAGAAGGCUGUGGAGAGGUGUAUGGAUAUGCUGAAGUCGACUGGGAGAUACCCCUGA